CGGCUGCAGAGGGUUAUGGACGCGGCCGCCAGGCCCGAGGCGCUCUAUGGGAGGCGCAAAGGCCAGAGCCUGGAGCCCACGCCAGCAAAUGGUUUGGAAGAAUAUAAUGCUCCAGAUAGUAUUUUUCUUCCAAAUGGAGUAGAUCUUCGCCAGGUUACUGUUCUGCCAAAGGCAGAAUGGGUAAGAAUUCGAGACAGUGUUGACAGUGCAGCUAGAGAAGCAGCACGGAUUCAUGCAGAGAGGAAAGAACGGAAAGAUAUGCACUUACGUUCCAAAGCAGUUGUGAAAAACUGGCCCAACACCAUUGCAGGCCAGGCACAGAGGAAACUUAAAGCCAGAAAAUUGCGAGAAGAAAAGGAGGAAGAAGAAAGAAAACUACUUGAUCUGGAGGAAGCACAGUUUCAAGCAGCAAAGCGGAAGGAGGCCAUAGAACAGGCCAAAACGUAUCAAUAUUAUCAGAAUGAGAGAGUGAAAGGGUUACAUAAAGCACUUUUACUUACUGAGGUCCUAAAGGAAAGAGAUGCUCAGAUUGAAUUUAAAAAGACAAAGCCUGAUAUUUACAAAAAAAAGGAAGAAGAAAUGGAACGUGAGCGUGAAAAAGCUAUUCUGAAAGAGCAGGAAAAGGCAUAUGAACGCUAUAUGAAUCGACAGGCACUUUGCAGAGACCACCUGGAACAAAUAAAGGAACAUAAGCACCAAGCAGAAUUAGACAAAUUAGAGGCAAAAAAAGAAGGCGAAGAGAUUCAAAGACUGACCAAGUUAUAUGAAUUGGAAGUGCAGAGAGAAAAUGAAAAGAAACUGGAGGAAAAACUUGAACAUAGGAGGAUGCAUUGUGCGCAUGUUGCUGACCAGGCUAUUCUUAAAGCUGUACAGGAACAAAAACAAGAAGAGGAGAAUGAUAAAAUUCGAGCUCACUUUAAAGCAAAACAAAAUAUGGCCAAACUGAGAAGAGAAAAAGAAGCUGAAAUGAACAGGUUAAUGCAGGAGCGUAGGGACAUUAUUACUAACCGUCUAGCUGCACAGAUGAAACAGACAUUUGAGAGGAUAGAUGAACGUGUUGCUAGAGAUGUUGCAGAGAGAGAAGCUGAAUGGGAAAAAGAGCUCAAAGAGAAAGAAGAAAAAACCAAAGCUGAAUUGAAAUCAAUUGCAGAAUACAGAGCCACUGUGAUAAAAAUGAAAGGUGAGAGAGAGAAAGAGGCAAUAUUAGAGGGUAAAGAAAAGCUUCGUGAACUAAUGGAAGCAGACCGCAUCUAUCUGGAAAUGGAGAAAGACAAGAAACGAAGAAAUCGCAAUGAAAACAUAAAAAUGCAAAAGACUCAAAUCCAGCAAAUGGCUGAAAAACGGGCAAAAGAACAGCAUGAGAAACAAGCAGAAUUGGACUAUGAGGCCCAGAAAGAAGUUAUUACUAUUUGCAAGGAGCAGGAAUUUCAAGAAUAUGCAAAUCAAGUAAUUGAUUCAGAAUCCAAGACAACCCGAAAUAUUUAUCCUCUUCUCAAAGCAGCAAAGGAAGGCCAUGGUGGCGGCCAGGGACCAGUUUACAGAGAAAGAGGAGGAAUAAGGCCUAGUUACCAAGCACGAGAUAUCAAUGGCACUCAGCUACCUUCUUAUAAUUGUAACACCACUGAAGAAAUAAAAGAGCUAAACACCAAUGGUAACAUCCAGCAAGCUAAGGGAAGACUAGGUUUUACAUGGUAA
Emys orbicularis (European pond turtle) is the source of this 1695-nucleotide messenger RNA. RefSeq names its product cilia and flagella associated protein 210 (gene CFAP210). Lineage: Eukaryota; Metazoa; Chordata; Testudines; Emydidae. The record is from RefSeq and is a predicted model, not a curated record. The coding region runs from base 16 to 1695 and encodes 559 amino acids. The transcript has 9 exons.